Acanthopagrus latus (yellowfin seabream) is the source of this 2180-nucleotide messenger RNA. RefSeq names its product laccase (multicopper oxidoreductase) domain containing 1 (gene lacc1). Gene Ontology annotation, molecular function: copper ion binding. Bases 137 to 1306 code for a protein of 389 amino acids. Lineage: Eukaryota; Metazoa; Chordata; Actinopteri; Spariformes; Sparidae. The transcript has 5 exons. The record is from RefSeq and is a predicted model, not a curated record.
AGUCCUGGUCUGGAGUUUCCGGGGGGGGGCGGGGUUUGAGAGAAGCAGGAAGUGAAGUGUCAGUGUAGUUCAACAUGCUGUGUCAGUCACACUCUGAAGCUGCCGCUUCACUCUGGACACACACCGACUGUCCGUGAUGACGGGGGCCGUGCUGCUGGACCUGAUCCACGGCUGCUGCCCAGCAUGCACCGCGGCUUCUCUGCUGGACGAGUCCGCACCAGAUCCGCAUGUGUUCCUGCUUUGCGGGACGCGUUUCCGGGACAGAAAAGGCUUUGAAGGCAGCUGUCUGAGCUCGUGCAGGAGCGUGCAUGUGCUGGACUCCGGCUCCACCGCGGAGUGUUUGUUCCGGUUCAAAGUGACUGUGGACCAGCUGGACCUAAGCUCGGUCCGGGUCCUCACCAGCCCGCAGGGCCAACAAGUUCUGCUGCGGUACCAGCAGCUGCUCUUCACAGCCGUCUAUACCUUUGAUUACCAAAUGGUUGACACACACACCUGUCCGAGCUGCACAGGCCCCGCCCCCACACACUCACCUGUUGGAGGUGAGUCUGAAGAGGAAGAUGAAGAAGAAGAAGUGCGCAGGUUCCUGCAGCAGCUGCCUGCUCUGAGAGGAGAGGUCACAGUGCUGAGGUCCUCAUUGAUCCCAGAGUGUUUUGGUCACGGCUUCAGUACUCGUAGCGGCGGCGUGUCCUCCAUCCAGACCCUGUCCUCCUUGAAUCUGUUCAGCAGCAGGAGGAGGAGGGACCCUGAGGCCGUGGUGAUGGAGAACAGACGGAGACUGGCCCUCCAUGCUGGGUUCAACCAUCAGGAGCUCCGUCUGGUUAAGGUGAACCACGCCAGUGAUGUUUGGGUUCUGGGGAAAGCUGAGCCGGAGAGUUAUGAUGCCAUGGUAACCAAUCAGAUGGGGGUGGUGUUAGGAGCUCCAGGAGCUGACUGCAUGCCCAUCCUGUUCGCUGAUCCCGUGUUAAAGGUCAUCGCAGCCGCUCAUGCAGGCUGGAAAGGGACCCUGUUGGGGGUUGCUACGGCAACAGUAGAGGCCAUGGUGAAGGAGUUUGGUUGCUGUAUGAGUGACAUCAUGGUGGCAGUGGGUCCAUCAGUGGGAGUAUGUUGUUUCACUCUGGAAAGAGAUCAGGCGCUAGACUUCAGCCACAUCCACCCAGACUGUGUACCUGAUCCAGAGUCAGCCCGACCACACGUCAACAUUCGCCUCGCUAACAGAGACGGACCUAACUUUGGCACUCAGGUGGGCUUCCUGUGGAUCAAAGAGACAGAGGAACAGGCUUCACCCCCGACAAGUGAGACCACCUGACUGCAGCUAGUUGGACUGUCUAAUAAUCAGCAGGGUGAAACACCUGCAGACGGCUGGAGGGACCAAAUAAAAACCCUUUAACUUCUAAUCACACAGUUCUGAUUAUACAUGUUGAAUUUAACUAUUAAAUAUGAUGAAUUAGUGCUCCACCACUAUUCCAAUCAUAUUGAGUUCUUUGGCUUUAAAAAAAAAUUUAGUUUUAUUGAUUUAAAGACCUGUGUACCUUACUAGGGGAAGUGGGUAAACUAAUGAGUGAAAUUUUUCAGGUAAGAUCAUUUCAAAUAUUUUUAAUAAUUAUUCUUAUGUUUCUGAUGGUGUUGGCAAAAAUCAAGUUGUGAUCCAGCAAACAUACAGUUUACAUAAAAAAAAUCUGCAACUGGGAGGUUGAACCAAAACAUGUCUGGAUAAACAAAACAUCAUUUGACAAAAAUGAAUUCAUAAUUUUAGAAAUGAUCAUAUAUAUAUAUAUAUAUAUAUGUAUAUAUAUAUAUAUAUAUAUAUAUUUUUUUUUUUUAAAUAAAAAUCACUUAUCUCAAGAAUCACUGUUUAAUGUUAAGUUCCAGCUGACUGAGUUUUAUUGAAGGGACCAGCUGAAGUUCAGCAGCUGCUGCUAAUUAGCAUUAAUGAGGCGUUCAGGUGCAGGCAGGAGAUGUGGGCAGUAUGGCUGCUGUGGGCUAAACACUCUCACAAGAUUAACAUUUGUAUCCUAAAUAAACAUCAUGACCUCUGAAUUCAGUGUUUGUGUCUGAUUGACUCUGAGGUUUUCACAUCCUGAAUAUUAAAGUGAGAGUGAAGUUCUCUAUGAUUGGUUGACGCAUCCUGAGGUCACGUUCAAGGUUUUAUCUGUAAUCAAUAAAGAUUUUCUUCAAACAAA